This is a messenger RNA of Xenopus laevis (African clawed frog), 1325 nucleotides long. It is a transcript of the gene ovos5j.L, whose product is annotated as murinoglobulin-2. The coding region runs from base 406 to 870 and encodes 154 amino acids. The record is from RefSeq and is a predicted model, not a curated record. Lineage: Eukaryota; Metazoa; Chordata; Amphibia; Anura; Pipidae. The transcript is spliced from 7 exons.
CUGACAAAAGAAUAAAGCCUGGCAUAGAGAACCACAUGGUGGACAGGGAAAGAGACCAGAGAGCUGCUGGUGGGCCCAGAGUGUGGGGAGAGGCGCCACCAAAAGCAUUCAUGGAUCAGGCUGGUGCAGGGAAUCCACAUACUGUGCCUGGAGAGACAGAGAGUGAGAAAGGAAUCCAGACUGGAGGAACAACCAGCAGGAGAUUCCUGUCUGAGCAUCCAAAGGGGCUGCUAGUCUCACUGUAUGUCUGACUGUCCUGGACUUGCCUGAAGACAAACUGUAAAUCAUCCGAAGAGCAUUUGGAGCAGUAUGCAUUCUCUGUCCCCAUUCUGGUGAACACUACAGCAUGCUUGAACUUUCUACAUCUUGAGGAACCCUUGCAUCUUCGUGUUGAUAUGGAACUUGAUGGAACAAACAAAACUACACAGUAGCUUCUCACAUCCUACAAGCACAGUGAGAUACAAUGCCCCAGUGCUGGAAGGAAACUCAACUUUUUCCAUCUCCAUAACAUCCCCAUCAAGUAGCUGUGUAAAUGGAUUUGCUUAUUCCUUCUCCAUCAAUCUCAGUUACCAUGGCAACAAAAACCAGUCCAACCAGGUGAUUGUUGACAUCAAGUUGCUGUCUGGAUAUACAGUUGACUAUCAGUCACUGGCAAAGCUUCACGAUGAUGUUUUGAAAGCUGAACAGAUCAAUAAUCACCUGAUAGUGUACAUUGAGCCUGUCUCAAGGGACCCUGUUUCCAUGUCAGUAACUCUAGAUAUAAGUGAAAGAGUGCAGGACCUCCAGCCCCAGUAUGUUCAUGUCUAUGACUACUAUGACCGAGAUGAGAGUGGAUUUGCUGUGCUCUGGCAUCCAUGCUCUGUCCAGUGAUGUCUGGUAAUUGUAUAUGUUUAGGAAAUUGAGGUCUACAAAGGACUAGGCUAGAACAGGGUUCUCUAUCUGAAGGCCCAGGGCCAGGAAUGGUCCUUUGAGUGAUUUCUAUGGCCCACAACCUGUUCAAAAGCUCCACAAACUUCUUUGCAUGACAUCAUAGACAUAUAAAAUGUGUUUGUGUAUAGGGCAUAAAAUGUAUUAGCAACAUGAAUGGGCUUUUUCAAAUUGCACCCCAUUAAAUGAUGCACAGGUGUAUAAGUGUAAGUGAAAUUUUUCUCCUUACAAAACAUGUUUUUGAUUAUGCAACAGGAGAUCUGUCAUCAACGCCCUUCACUGAAGCAAACAGAAGAACUGCACAUUGUACUCAAGUUGUUCCCUUGUUUGGUAAAAGAAACAACAUUCGAAAAAAUACUAGCUGUCAGCACUCAGGGGUUCCUCUUAUGCAGUUACUU